Phytophthora nicotianae INRA-310 is the source of this 186-nucleotide messenger RNA. RefSeq lists its product as hypothetical. The coding region runs from base 1 to 186 and encodes 61 amino acids. NCBI's taxonomy places the organism in Eukaryota, Oomycota, Peronosporomycetes, Peronosporales, Peronosporaceae. The record is from RefSeq and is a predicted model, not a curated record. The transcript has a single exon.
AUGACAACCAAGGACAAAGAGUACGUAGAUGGCGAGUCGGCGGUGGAGACACCGAUGAACAACGCCACGGACGAAGAGCGCAGCGAGGUAUCACAAAACGCGAUGGUGACGGAAGAGAUGCCAAGGAAAGUAGGACGACUACACGAUGGUGGGUCGCAACACGGAAAAGUACAAGCGAAGUGUUGA